Messenger RNA from Cannabis sativa, 1313 nucleotides. Its product is annotated as stearoyl-[acyl-carrier-protein] 9-desaturase, chloroplastic. Gene Ontology annotation, cellular component: chloroplast stroma. Gene Ontology annotation, molecular function: stearoyl-CoA 9-desaturase activity; stearoyl-[ACP] desaturase activity. Gene Ontology annotation, biological process: fatty acid metabolic process; defense response. The record is from RefSeq and is a predicted model, not a curated record. The transcript has 3 exons. The coding region runs from base 37 to 1227 and encodes 396 amino acids. Lineage: Eukaryota; Viridiplantae; Streptophyta; Magnoliopsida; Rosales; Cannabaceae.
AUUAUAAUUUUGAAGAAGGCUAUAGUGAUAAGAGAUAUGGCAUUGAAUCUGAUUAUCUCUUUUGAGUCUCCAAAAUUGUUUAGUAGUUUUGCUAAGCCACCAAUAUCAUUGCUGCCCAGAAGAAGAUCUUCAAAACUGUCUACUAAUAGUUCUAACAACUGCAAGGCAUUGUUCAUGACGCCAAGUGCAAAAAAAGUAGAAAUCUUCAAGUCAAUGGAAGAAUGGGGGAGAGAAAACGUUUUACCUUUGUUGAAGCCAGUUGAGCAAAGUUGGCAACCACAAGAUUUUUUACCAGAACCGACAUCGGAGGAAUUUGCGGAGCAAGUGAAGGAGUUGAGAGAGAGAACAAAGGAAGUUCCAAAUGACUACUUUGUUGUGUUGGUUGGGAAUAUGAUCACAGAAGAAGCAUUGCCAUCGUACCACGCGCGAAUCAAUGGCAUCGAUUUCUUCCACGAUCGUACGGGUGUGGAUGAGACACCUUGGGCCAUAUGGGCAAGGGGUUGGAGUGCUGAGGAGAAUAGGCAUGGUGAUCUUCUCAAUAAGUAUCUUUACUUAUCUGGUCGUGUUGACAUGAAAAAAGUUGAGACAACUAUUCAUUAUUUGAUUGGAAAAGGAACGGCCCCUCAAAAGCAUGAAACAGCCGUGAGUAAGGAUACUGAUGUUGGAGACAAUCCCUAUCUCUUCACAAUCUACACAUCGUUCCAAGAACGAGCAACAUUCAUAUCACACCGAAACACAGGCAAACUCGCGUACAAAUACGGUGACACAAAGCUCGCCCAAAUAUGUGGUGUAGUAGCUAGCGAUGAAAAACGACACGAAACUGCUUACACCAAAAUAGCUUCGAAGCUCUUUGAGCUCGAUCCAAACGACAUGGUUUUGGAAUUUGCGCGAAACAUGAAGAAAAAAAUCACAAUGCCUGGUCACCUAAUGUAUGAUGGAAUUAACCCAAAUCUCUUUGAUCACUUCACCAACACUGCCUCACAUAUUGGGGUUUAUACUGUGACUGAGUAUAGAGAAACAUUGGAACAUUUGGUGGCCAAAUGGAAUGUUGAAAAGCUUAUUGGGCUUUCUAGUGAAGGAAGACAGGCCCAAGACUAUCUUUGUGGGCUGGCCCAAAAGGUUAAGAGGAUUGAAGAAAUGGUGAAGAGUAAGGCCCAAAAGGAUUCUUCUUCUUCUUCAAUUGGUGUAAGUUGGGUUUUUGACCCAAAUAAAACGGUUCAAGUUUAAUGUGAUGGUAAAAAUGUCAAGAUAUUAUGUUAAUAGAAUAAUAAACGUGGCAUAAUAAUUGGCAUCUUUCUAAUUUUGUUUGAUAA